AUCUGCGUUGAGCUUGCUGCUGCCUUGGCUACCGAACUCCUCAGGUGGCAGCGAGUAUAGUCGGGCUACGGAGGCCGGGUUGCCAGAUAGCGGAAAAGUAUUUAAUAAACUUAUGGAGUAACAUAAGUCAGAGUCACAUAGGAUCUAUAGGACGUCCCUCAAGAGAUUUGGAAAAGAAAGAUUUCGAGACUCUUCAUCAAGUUCUUCAUUUAUACUACUGUUUAAACCCAAAACGACGGUGGUGAAAGCAUGAAUAAGAAGACGUGUCCUACAGUAUCAUCCAGUCUACUUGAAAAAGGUUUCAGUCCGUGGUUGCUUGGCCCUGUUGCUGGGCCAGCGUGGUUCAUCAUGGCAGGAGCUCUUGGGGGAAGCGGUCUGUUCACCUCAUGGCUGUCAGAAAGAAAAAGGGAUCCUGCCUUUCAGAUGAUUACAUUCCCCAAAGAAACAGGCCUUGGUCUGAAGACCCUCGGAGGAAUUAACCGGAAUGAAGGGCCAUUGGUGUAUAUUCAGGAAGUCAUUCCUGGAGGAGACUCUUAUAAGGAUGGACGUUUGAAGCCGGGAGAUCAGCUUGUCUCAGUAAACAAGGAAUCUCUGAUUGGGGUGUCACUGGAAGAAGCAAAAAGCAUAAUUACCAGAGCCAAGCUGAGGUCCGAAUCUACGUGGGAGGUAGCAUUCAUAAGACAAAGAUCUCAUGGCAGCUAUCUAGAGAAUCUGUCCUCUACAUCCUUGUUACAAGCUUCAGGAGAAUGUGGGCCUCAGGCCUCAACAUUUAGUCUUCUUUCUUCUCCCCUGGAAAUACGAAUUCCACAGACCUCAUCGACCCCGAAAACUCAAGAUGUCAUCUUACCUUCCUCCAAGAUAAAAACUGGAUUUGAGAAAACAGAAUAUAUUCCAAUUACUUCUUCAGACCACAGCACUAUGGAUAUGGCUAAUUCGGAUGUUGCUCCUGCCUGCACUGAUAAUUAUGGACCACGAGGAAGGAAGAUUUCCCUAAACCCUUCUGUUCGCCUCAAGGCAGAGAAACUGGAAAUGGCUCUAAAAUACCUUGGUAUUCAGCCCACAGAGGACCAGCACCAAGCCCUGAGACAGCAAGUACAAGCAGACUCAAAGGGGACAGUGUCUUUUGGAGAUUUUGUCCAGGUUGCCAGAAAUUUGUUUUCCUUGCAGUUGGAUGAAGUAAAUGUUGGUGCACAAGAAAUUUCCAAUCUGUUAGAUCCACAGGCCUCAAGCCUAUUGAUUGCUACCAUUCACACCCAGGAAGCAGAUGAAGUGGAAAAACUUAAAUGUGAAAGAGAUGAUGCCUUGGAAGAAGUGAAUAUACUUAAGAAAAAAUUACAGGAAUCAGAGCAACAAAGGAGACAACUGACGGAAGAGCUCCAGAAUGUGAAACAAGAAUCCAAAGCUGUAGUUGAAGAAACGAGAGCUCUGCGAACUCGGAUUCAUCUUGCCGAAGCUGCUCAGAGGCAGGCGCACGGAAUGGAAAUGGACUACGAAGAAGUGAUCCGUCUGCUAGAGGCCGAGAUUACAGAGCUGAAGGCUCAGCUUGCUGAUUAUUCUGACCAAAAUAAAGAAAGUGUUCAGGAUUUAAGAAAAAGAAUCAUAGUACUUGACUGCCAACUGCGGAAAUCAGAAAUUGCUCGAAAAACUUUGGAGGCAUCCACUGAAAAGCUUCUUCGUUUUGUCGAGACUAUUCAAGAAGUACUUUCUGAUAAUUCUGCUGCUUUAUCAAAUUUAAGUGAAAGAAGAGCCAUGCUAGCUUCUCAGACAUCCCUUACACCGCUGGGAAGGAACAGCCGAAACAUCUCAGCAACACUGGCCCUGGAAUCUAAGGAGCUCGUAAAGUCUGUUCGUGCCAUACUUGAUACGGAUUGCUUACCUUAUGGGUGGGAGGAAGCUUACACAGCAGAUGGAAUCAAGUACUUCAUCAAUCAUGUAACACAGACAACAUCCUGGAUGCACCCCGUGAUGAGUGUCCUGAACCUGUCUUGCUCAGAGGACAAUGACGAUGACUGCCCUAAAGAGCUUUCUGACCAGAAGAGUUGAUGGUUUUCUACUGGAAGCAGAGACGCAGGACAUCAGCCCUGAGACACAGCUGUCGUGAGCAGGAGGGAGGCGUGCACCACUUGUUGGAGAGUAAAAUGGAGACUGGAUCAAGCAUGCUUUUGUAGGACUUUUUUAUAUUACUGUAUACAAUUAAAAGGUUAGUUGUCGUUACAGUAGCUCUUCAAGAAUAAUUUAGUCAUAUUUUUUGAAACUACAUAUGGCUUUUAUAAUGUGUACACUUUUUAUAUACACUUAGGUAUUUGUAAUGUGAUAGCUGCUUUAUUAUUUUAUAUCAGAUAUGAUGGUUUUUAUAACUGAGAUUUCUAUUGAAACAUAUGAACAUAGUAAAACACUUCAUUUACUUGAAAAUUCACUACCCUUUUAUAUAUAUGUCUUAGGAAAGUGAUCUUAGCAAGCUUUUUAGGGUUUAAGGAUUAUAUUUAGACAUCUAUCUCAUGGGUUACUGAAUACAAUUUACAUCUUUAUGAGAUUUUCUAAUUUACAAAAUGCUUUUCAGACCUUAUCUUAUUUAAACCACAUGACGUGCUUAUUAGGCUCAUCUAGUAGAUAUUUUUAUUGUUUUUUCAGUGAAGGAAAUAACAAUUCAAAGAAUUAAAGCAUCCUGUGUCAGAACUGAGAUCCACACCUGCCUUCUCCGUACCCCGUCUCUUCCCCCUGCACCCUGCUGUCCCCCCAGAGGGAGCCCGCAGCCCAACACGCAGGGCCCCAUGAUUCUGUUGAUGCAGCUGGCUCCACAGCUGUGCAUUCCACAGAGACCUCGAAGUCACCUCUGCGGUCAACCAGAGCCCUGCAUAACCCCAUUAUUCUCCUCCUAUAACCCUCUCCGCUUUCCGUACCCAGCACUUGCCAGGUAGGGCACUGUUUUGUGAUGUUGUUCCUGUAGCUUUCUUCUGGAAGUUCGUAUUUCCCUAGAGGAGAGGAUGCCUUACCUAGGAGAAGGGUGGUGAUGAAAAGAGGGGUAUUUUUUAAAAUAUUGCUGUUCUGCUAGUAGUACAACAGAGGACAGAAGCCCAGGUAAAGCAUCUUCCCAGCACUGCUGUGCAGACCCAGCGCCCCUAAGAACAUAGUAUGAGAGCCAUCACUGUUAACCCCUGUAGAGAUGAGUAAGCCAAGAGCCUGAGAGUUCAUCAGUGAGUUAUUGGCUGGGACAAGCUUAACCAGACCUAGAUCCCAAGUCUUGUACUUACUGAAUUUCCUGUGGCAAUAAGAUAUACUUGGCGGGUACCUGUAGACACUGUAUUCAGUCAUACCUCCAAAUACACUCAGGAUGUAUGAUGUCUAUCUUGAGGAACAUUAUGAAGUCAAAUCACCAGCACUAAGAAAAGUCACAGAAUGGCUGCAGAAGACCUGUGCUCCUCCUGAGGCCUGGUUGCAUAUUAGAAAGUUUCAGGGAGACCAGUUUUGAGAGCAGCCCCCAGGGAGCUGUUGUGUGACAGCCCCCAGAGGUAAUGACUCUUCAACACGAGGAGUUAUUUUUGUAAGUUCACACUGUCAUUGUGGAAGUGCAGCCUUUCUGUUGUUUCCAAAUUAGUGAAAUUCCAUCCACUUACCUGGAGUGUUUCCUACUUUGCUUCUCUUGAGGAAACAGCACAUGCUCAGGUCACUGAGCUCAAAGCCCUGAGGCGUGCAGUCCAUGAACACUGCUCCCUUUACCUCUGCCCUCCCUGUUUCUGUGAAAUACUUACAAGAAAAGUCCUAUGACAGCCAUAAUGAUAUUUAUUGAGCAUUUUUGCCAUACAUCAUGAUAAAGCAGUAAGUUAUUUCAUUAUCUUCUUAAACCCACUGUACAUGGCUGAAACUGUAAUUGUCCCCUUAUUGUAAAGAAACAGCUUAGGUUUAGAGAGACACAAUGGUCUUUGCACAAUAGUCACACGUAGGUGUAGAAAAUGGGCCUCAAGCCUUUGAUUCCAGGGCCCUUUCUUUAACCCACUGAGCAGAGCUACUUAGAUUUGGUCAGCUCUGUAAGGUGGCAGAUUCCAAUAUAGUGCCAUAAGGAGCUUCCUAGUAGCUAGAACUCAUCAGAAAAGAAUUCCCCGGCAGAAAAUGGAGGCACCAUCCCAACAGAUUUCAGUCCAUCUGAACUCUUUGCCUGAGUGUUGCUGAUGACGUGCGAUCUGAAUCAGCUGGGCCAGCUGGGCGCUCUCUGUAAGACCCUCUUCUUUAUGUGCCUGUGACCUCAAAAUCAACAGCUAAGUGCUUGAAGAGACAAAUGCUGAAAUAAUCUUACAGCAAGGGCUCAGUAAGCAUCGUUUGCCAAAGCUAAUAGGAGCCCCAAAUUAUUUUUUGGUGAGCUGACAUUUACAUAGCCAGUCUUUCUGUAACAUAAAUUAACCCUGUGAAGAAGUCAUCAUAAGCUCUCCUCCGUUGAUCCACUGACACCAGUGUCAGGCAGAAGAUGAAAACAUCGUCAUUUGCCUCCACCUCCCUUUCCUGGAGUGACCAGGACGAGCUGUCCUCACUCAUGCCUUCCUGCAGAAUACUCCCUGAGCACCAACAAUAUGGUGUGGACUCACCAGGCACUCUUGCAAAGUAGGGCAACAGUUAACCAAUUCCUGGCUAUCGUUAACUGUUGACUUAGACCUCUUAAGUACCCAGAAUCAGACAGAUAUUUUUUAAAUUUUGAAAUCUAUUUUCAUUUAAAAUCAAGUACUAUGUAAAGGAGUGAUAUAAAUAGUAUAUCCAAGUUUCCAGAGGUUGCCGUCAAAACUUUGAUGAAUAUUUUUACUAAAAGGAAAGCAGCUUGCCUUUGACUUAGUGUAUCGUGAUCACCUUUUAUAUCAUGCUGAUGUCAUGUUUUGACUGUCUGCAUAAACUAUCAUUACCCAGAUAACUCAUAAUUUGUGUAGUCAUCAGUUUAUUGAUGAACACUUAUGCUGUUUUAAGUUCUCAUCUGUAACUGAUAAUGUUGCAGUUAACAUUGUAUAUCUAUCAAGUCCAUUUUUUAUAUAUCCCUGUACUCUAGUGCCAAUGUGGAUAAAUGUGAAUAAAUUCAUAUCAGUUCAUCACUA
This is a messenger RNA of Chinchilla lanigera (long-tailed chinchilla), 5072 nucleotides long. It is a transcript of the gene Stxbp4, whose product is annotated as syntaxin binding protein 4. Gene Ontology annotation, molecular function: syntaxin binding. The record is from RefSeq and is a predicted model, not a curated record. Lineage: Eukaryota; Metazoa; Chordata; Mammalia; Rodentia; Chinchillidae. The coding region runs from base 250 to 2043 and encodes 597 amino acids. Gene Ontology annotation, cellular component: cytoplasmic vesicle. Gene Ontology annotation, biological process: insulin receptor signaling pathway; regulation of insulin secretion involved in cellular response to glucose stimulus. The transcript has 20 exons.